Truncatella angustata is the source of this 1338-nucleotide messenger RNA. RefSeq names its product membrane dipeptidase-domain-containing protein. The record is from RefSeq and is a predicted model, not a curated record. Gene Ontology annotation, biological process: proteolysis. The transcript has 4 exons. Gene Ontology annotation, molecular function: metallodipeptidase activity. Lineage: Eukaryota; Fungi; Ascomycota; Sordariomycetes; Amphisphaeriales; Sporocadaceae. The coding region runs from base 79 to 1338 and encodes 419 amino acids.
CAUGGCAUAACUCCAAUUUGAUCUUGUGAUACAAUUUCUCUAACAACUACAAGCGCCAGAUAUCUACGCCCGUUCAUCAUGAUGCGGUCGCCGUCUUUUCCCAGUGAUGCGAAGGGGUCUCCUCGUGUUACGCUGCUAGCGAGGAGAUCGUAUCGUUCGCCACCCAAACAUUCGAUAUUAUUUACUACUAUUUUCUUAUCCCUGGUGGUAGUCUCGAGUUACUUUUAUUGUCACCGUUAUGCGCGGCUGCAAGAAUCAUAUGCUAGUCAUGAGGUGUAUGCUCCCAACCUAUUGAUUGAUGGCCAUAAUGACUUUCCAAUAUGGAUCCGAGCUUUUUAUCGCAACCAUAUCUAUCAAAAGAAUUUCAGCCAGGAAGCAGGGCUCUUUGGACAGGUUGACUUUCCUCGGCUGAAGGAAGGAGGGGUGAGAGGUCAAUUCUGGAGCGUAUAUGUUGAAUGCCCAGAGAACGCAGACAACCAUUCGGAAGCUGUGCUCAAUGAGAUAGUCCAUGAUACCCUCCAGCAGAUCGAUCUCGUGCACCGCCUCAUUCGAGAAUAUCCCAUAUAUAUGGAGCAUGCAUGGUCAGCGACCGACAUCAGCAGAAUAUCCAGUUCCAUCCCUACAAUAGCCUCACUGAUGGGCAUCGAAGGCCUGCACCAGAUCAGCAAUAGUGCGAGCAUACUGCGCAUGUACUACUCUCUCGGCGUCAGGUAUGCCACGUUGACCCACACUUGUCAUAAUGCCUAUGCAGACAGCGAGGAGCCUGCAGUACCUCUCCACAAGGGACUUUCCGAGGCAGGCAGGGAAAUUGUAAAGGAAAUGAACCGCAUCGGCAUGAUCGUGGACUUAUCUCACACGAGCUUCGAGACGCAGCGUGAUGCAUUGUAUGUAACCGCCGCACCUGUGAUCUACUCGCAUUCCAAUGCGUAUACACGUUGUGCCCAUACUCGGAAUGUGCCCGAUGAUAUCCUUCGGUCGCUGAAGAGUAAUGACGGUGUUAUCAUGGUGACAUUCUAUGCGUCAUUCCUAGAGCUAAACCCCGACGAUGCCUCUCUCAGUUCUGUGGCAGACCACAUCAUUUACAUAGGCGAUUUGAUUGGUUAUCGACACGUUGGAAUCGGUUCAGACUUUGACGGCAUGGACAAGGGGCCCAAAGGGUUAGAGGAUGUCUCGAAGUACCCGGCGCUUUUCGACGAGCUCCGAAGUCGAGGAGUGGGUGAAGCUGAGUUGCAAGGGGUCAUGGGAAUUAAUGUUCUACGAGUGCUAGAGCAUGUCGAGAAAGUGUCGAGAUCUCUAAGAACAGGAAAUCAUGUUCUGGUGCCUGAUUGUUGGUCAUAA